AGCCUGGCGCCUGGUGGCAGAACAAGACUCUGUCUAAAAAAAAAAAAAAAAAAAAAAAAAAUCUCGGAACACAGUCCCCCAGAUUUGACAUUUUCUGAGAAUAAAGCACAGUCCCUGGCCAAUGAAAGAUUUCUUUGAAGCAAAAUUUCCCGCAAGGAGAAGGACAUUCACAAAGAUCAGAAUUCAAAGCGUAUUUUACUGUCUGCAGACCUAUGGAUCUGUGCAAAGCUCUCUCUAGGAAUGGAAAGAACUCACUGACAGUUCUUUAUUUUGAAGAAUGUGGGUGGCAGCAGGGGUGCCCUGGGUGCCUUGCAGAGCAAUGUGGCUCAUUCUAUACAGACACAAAGCCUCUGAGCUUCAGCUCCCACUUCCCUUGUAGGUAACCAGAACUUGCAUCCUCACCUGCUAGAGAGUCAGCAGCAAUGGUGAAUUCCUCAAGUGAGGAGAGAAGAGAUAGCUCGAAUCCAAACGCCUGCUCUUUGGUUGAAACUGAUGUCUCUGAUGAGUGACGUUGCAGAUUUAAAUUUACUUGAAACUGUCUAAAAAAUGUGUUUUGUUAUUUUUUUACUGUUAAAGAAAACAUAGAAAACCAGAGGGAUGCCUUUCAAACUUCAGAAAUAGGAUGUACAGAGGAAGAGGACUCUGAGAGUUUGAAUAUGAACAAAGCAGGGGGCAAUUUUUAUGUUUCUCAGGCAUAUAAUCCUCUCCAAUGGACUUCUUUAGAGUUGAUAUUUCUUUUUUGUUGUUUCUCACACUGCUUCAGAUAUUUUCAGAUAGACUCUUUGUUUUUUGUUUUUUAGAUAUACUGAGUUGGUCCUUAAUAUGGGAGCUGCCAUCUCUGAGUUUUUUCUCAGUAUAUUUUGAAUGAACUGCUGCUUGAGUUUCCCUGAGUGACUUCCCAAGUAUGGCUGGCCACAAUACCUCGAGGAAUUCCUCUUGUGAUCCUAUACUGGCACCCCACUUAAUCAGCCUCUACUUCGUAGUGCUCAUUGGAGGGCUGGUGGGUGUCAUCUCCAUUCUGUUCCUGUUGGUGAAAAUGAACAGCCGGUCAGUGACUACCAUGGCGGUCAUUAACUUGGUAGUGAUCCAUAGCGUUUUUCUUCUGACAGUGCCAUUUCGCUUGAUCUACCUCAUCAAGGAGACUUGGACGUUUGGGCUGCCCUUCUGCAAAUUUGUGAGUGCUAUGCUACACAUCCACAUGUAUCUCACGUUCCUGUUCUAUGUGGUGAUCCUGGUCACCAGGUACCUCAUCUUCUUCAAGCGCAGAGACAAAGUGGAAUUCUACAGAAAACUGCAUGCUGUGGCUGCUAGUGCUGGCAUGUGGGCCCUGGUGAUUGUCAUUGUGGUACCCGUGGUUGUCUCCCGGUAUGGAAGUCAUGAGGAAUACAAUGAGAAGCACUGUUUUAAAUUUCACAAAGAGCUUGCUCACGUGCAUGUGAAAGUCAUCAAUUAUAUGAUAGUCACUUUUGUCAUAGCCAUUGCUGUGAUUCUCUUGGUCUUCCAGAUCCUCAUCAUUAUGUUUAUGGUGCAGAAGCUACACCACUCCUUACUAUCCCACCAGGAGUUCUGGGCUCAACUGAAAAACCUAUUUUUUAUAGGGAUCAUCCUUGUUUGUUUCCUUCCCUACCAGUUCUUUAGGAUCUAUUACUUGAAUGUUGUGACACACCCCAAUGCCUGUAACAGCAAUGUUGCAUUUUAUAAUGAAAUCUUCUUGAGUGUAACAGCAAUUAGUUGCUAUGAUUUGCUUCUCUUUGUCUUUGGGGGAAGCCAUUGGUUUAAGCAAAAGAUAAUUGACUUAUGGAAUUGUGUUUUGUGCCGUUAGCCACAAACUAUGUUAUUCAUAUUUGCUUCCUUUAUAAAAAUGGAUAUAGAGGAGUUAAGAAUGGUAUUUCAUUACUUGAUAAAAAA
Messenger RNA from Sapajus apella (tufted capuchin), 1908 nucleotides. RefSeq names its product G protein-coupled receptor 141 (gene GPR141). Gene Ontology annotation, biological process: G protein-coupled receptor signaling pathway. The transcript has 2 exons. The record is from RefSeq and is a predicted model, not a curated record. Bases 905 to 1822 code for a protein of 305 amino acids. Gene Ontology annotation, cellular component: membrane. Lineage: Eukaryota; Metazoa; Chordata; Mammalia; Primates; Cebidae. Gene Ontology annotation, molecular function: G protein-coupled receptor activity; oxysterol binding.